UUCCAACAGCAACAGCACUUGUGAGCGGGAGGAAUGACGCGUGUUCUGUCGCCCUCUGGUGGCUGACUGCAGCACUGCGCUGUCGCAAUCCUCUUCAUCACGACAAACCAAAAGCGCACUUAUAAACCGGGAAAAAUGUCCCAGCGCUUCCGUUCCACAGCCUUUCAGUCGCUUCAGAGCAUGUUUGAUAGAGACAGAGAUCUCAAGACGAUCCUCGUGGGGAACAUCCACAGCUGUGUGACAGAGGAGAUUCUGUUCGAGCUGUUCCUGCAGCGCUGUCCAGGUAUAGUAGCAAGGGGAGACAACGAAGGAGAAUUCACUGAAGGAAGGUCGGGAUAUCUGAAUGCAGAGAAAACACAAGUUAAGUAGAGAGGAGUCUGGCAACUGUUCAGCAGUGUGAGUGGUAGAUCGGACACUGGAGCACUGGCAUGAUGAGGUUUUAUAGUUGUGGGUGAGGGUUGGGUCCAGGUGAUCUCCGGCGAUUGAGAUCGGGAGUGAUUGGGACCAGGUGCAGGUGAUGAUUGAGGUGGCUGUGAUGGUGAAUCUCCUGAUGCCAUGAUGUGACUAUGAGGGCGACCUCAGCCUCUCUGGAUGCAGGGACGCUUUGGAUGGACUCGAUGGAAUUCCUUCAGUAGUAUGGGAUUCAGGAUGUUGUCCCGGGCCACCCAGGAACGCUCCUCUGGUCCAUACCCCUCCCAGUCGACCAGGUACUCGAGCCGGUCACCCCUUCGCCGCGAGUCCAGAAUGUCCUUGACUUUGUAUAUUGAUGGCUGGUCGAGGAUCUCCUGAGGAGGGGGUUCCUCUGCUUCCGGGGUACCUGCAGUGGCAGGAGAGAAGGGGUAAUGAAGGCAGUCUUCCACUUGUCACCUUUUCAAAUACCAGUGAGGUUAUAGACGCUCCGCAGGUCUAGCUUCGAGAAGAUGUGGGCUCCACACAGUUCCUCAAGGGUGGCAGGGACCAGGGGUUUGACCGUCUGGGAGUUCAGAGCUCUGUAGUCUAUGCAGGGCUGCAAGCCCCCGUCCUUCUUUCUCACAAAGAAGCUUGAGGCAGCAGGUGAGCUAGAUUGCUGGAUGAAUCCCUGAUAAAGAGCCUCCUGGAUGUAUUCCUCCAUAGCCUUGCACUCCGGGAUGGACAACGGGUACACUCUACCCUUGGGGAGUUUAGCUUCAGGCAGCAGGUCGAUGGCACGGUCCCAUUUCCUAUGAGGGGUAAAUGGGUGGCUGCCUGCUUUCUGACAUCAUCCUGGAACGCCACAUAAUCCGAUGGCAUCGCUGGAGCCAGAUUUGUCUUAGGGCUCACUAUGAGCGAGGAGUAACCUGACAGUGUCCCUCCACAAGCCUGCGAUUGCGUUAAUUUGCAGAUAGUUUGGUAGACUCCAUAUUCAUGGGCUCAAGUACUGGAGGGCAUCUGGCAGGACAGCCAGAUUGGUUAAUGGCUUCUUUGGUUUGGCAGGGAGCUAGGUGUUGUGAAAUUUGGUUGGCUUUCAACAUGAAGUUCUCCAGUCCUGUGGAAUCCAUUUGAGACCUUGACGAUCGGCCCUCAUGAGAGCUGCCUCAUUCCAUCUGCCGCCAGACUCCAAAAUUGAAAGGUGUACUCACUUGUAGAUGUCUCUCCCCGACGCAACCCCAGCAGUUGAUCUGUGACUGAGAUCUCACCAGUAGCGGAAUCAAAUACGGACUUCAACUGAUUAGUGAAAGCUUUGUAAGAGUUAUUUAUAACACUGGACACACCCAGACAGUAGUGAACAUGCCAUGGGACUGGCGAAAGCAGGUUGAGGAUUGGAUGUUGACGCUAGCGUGACACGGAGAAGGUUACCCCGCUCCUGAAGGAGUGGGAGACUGGGGAUCCAUAGAAUUGUCUAUUGAAGGUCCAGUCUUCUGUCACAAACCAGCGUGGCGACAGAGAGUUAGGAACAAGAUGGGAUAUUUAUUAAACAGAAUAGACAAGUAAUGAAACAGGGGAAUAUAAAGUCACUGAGGGAGAAUGCUCAGAGUCCAGGUAUAGUAGCAAGGGGAGGCAAUGAAGGGGAAUACACAGGAGUAAGGUCAAGAUAUCUGAGGGCAGAGAAAACACAAGUUUAGUAGAGAGGAGUCUGGCAACUGUUCAGCAGUGUGGACGGUAGACCAAACGCCGGAGUACUGGCAUGAUGAGGGCUUUAUAGUUGAGGGUGAUUGCAGGGUGUAGAUGCAGGUGAUCAGAACUCCGGCGAUUGAGAUCGGGAGUGAUUGGAACCAGGUGCAGGCCGGGCCGGUGGACGAGGUGUGUAUCUUCAGAGAUGGACAGCAGGCUCCGUAUGGAUGUGUUUAUUAUAAGCACGCUGAAGCUGUUCCCUACGCAGUCGAACUUCUCAAUGGAAUCUGGCUCUAUGGGCAGCCGAUCAAGUUACAGCGUAAAACCGAUGGACUUUAUCAUAGAAACGAGGUGUUUUCAUACCACACGGGGAAAGGACUAAUAGCAGACAGUGCAGAUGCUGUACAACGGGAUGAUGUGGUUUUGAAUUUAAAUCGCAGUCAAAGUGUGGAGAUCCAAUCUAAUGAAGCAUACAGCUGGAGUGACAUGGUGUACAGCAGACGUCUGCAGGUGUGUCCUCCAGCUGUGUGGUUCUUUCCUCCGCUCCAGCUGUGGCAUAGCUCUGGUCACUCAUCUGGGACAUCUCUCCACAGGUCAGCCAGCAGCGCAAUGGCUUGUAAUUUUCAGAAGGUGCUGUACGGAGAGCGCUGUAUGAGCAUCCUGACACCAUCUGUUCCUGUGAGCGCUUUUAUCAGCUCUGAUUCAGACUGCAAGCUCUAAACCAGUCAGAUCUGUGCAUGCUCUAAUAAAGCCAUCUGAAUGCACCCUAUUGUCUCUGGAAGUUUUGAAGCACAAGUCCCAUCAUCUGAAACGUCUUGCACAGAAUCUGCUCAAUGAUUAGAACUUUAAUAACUUAAUGAUUGAUUGAUGCAUUUAUCAUCUCCAAUGACAUUUUUAUAGAAGUAUAAAAGCUCAAUGUCACACAAAAUGUCACAUUUAUGUUGGAUGAUAAUUUAUAACAUCGUUCACUCUUAUUUUUCCUGGAAUAGCCAUCAGCCAAAGCCCUUCCCUCUCUUGAAUUGUAAUAAGUAUGAUAAGAUGCAAUAACUAUUAACCUCAGACUUUAGACUUAACAAAAGGAAUUCACCAAGUACAAGACUAUUUCAGUUAGUGCUGUGGUAUAAAAACAUUGAA
Molecule: messenger RNA, 3204 nt
Organism: Carassius auratus (goldfish)
Lineage: Eukaryota; Metazoa; Chordata; Actinopteri; Cypriniformes; Cyprinidae
Product: splicing regulator RBM11-like
Exons: 7
Coding region: 2185-2790 (201 amino acids)
Biological process (GO): regulation of alternative mRNA splicing, via spliceosome
Cellular component (GO): nucleus
Molecular function (GO): single-stranded RNA binding
Source: RefSeq, a predicted model, not a curated record